Molecule: messenger RNA, 5040 nt
Organism: Acipenser ruthenus (sterlet)
Lineage: Eukaryota; Metazoa; Chordata; Actinopteri; Acipenseriformes; Acipenseridae
Product: adenylate cyclase type 10-like
Exons: 32
Biological process (GO): intracellular signal transduction; cyclic nucleotide biosynthetic process
Cellular component (GO): cytoplasm
Molecular function (GO): adenylate cyclase activity; protein binding
Source: RefSeq, a predicted model, not a curated record
AUGGGAAGACUUAAGUCUACGGUACUUGUGCCUUAUAAAAUCAAUAGCAUAGCUGCCCAUGUACCCGAUCUAGUUGUAUAUGCAGAUCUCUCUCGGGAAAUACCAUACGUUGAAAACUUUCACGGGGUCCUUCUAUUCGUCGAUAUUUCAGGUUUCACAGCCCUGACUGAAAAAUUCAGUGUAAGCAGCAAAAAAGGCUAUGGAGCAGAUCAGCUAACCAGGACACUUAACAAAUACAUUGGUGAUAUAGUACAUUAUAUUCUAACAUCUGGAGGAGACAUCUUGAACUACGCAGGAGAUGCUAUUUUGGCCCUUUGGAGAGUGGAGAGGAUCCAAUUGAGCAAUAUGAUCUCUUUAGCUGUGAAAUGUAGUCUCAAUAUUCAGAAUAAUUGCGGCAACCGAGAAACUGAAGUGGGAGUCAAACUUAGGGUGAAAAUAGGCAUAUCUGCAGGGAAAAUAUCCAAAGUGGUAAUGGGAGGUAAAGAUUCAAAGUAUUUUGUUGUAAUUGGCCGUGCUGUGGACGAAGUUCGUCUUGCUGAAGGCUUGGCUGUUGCUCAUUCAAUUAUACUCUCACCUAAUGCUUGGGAAAUGUGUGACAGAGAUACUAUAGCAACUGACCCCAUAGAAAAUGAAAGAGCUGUUAAGGUAAGGUAUUUGAAGAGAGAAUCAUUCUUUUCAGUUGAGACAUAUUUGGAGUCACUUGGAACGCCUUUACAACAUGAACCUAGUAAAAAUGUUUCUGUGAGGAAGACUUCAAGAUUGCUGCCAGAUUCAGAACUUGAGAAAAAUCUACGACAAUUUGUUAUGCAAACUAUUUUGCAAAAGAUUGAUGAUGACCAGCCUCUGGAGUACUUGUCAGAAAUGAGACCAGUGACUAUUGUAUUUGUUAACCUCCAAUUCAAGAUGGGUACAACUGAAACAGAGCUGUGCUUGAUAAUGCAGAAUGCUGCACUUGGAAUAGGCCAGUUGAUAAGGAAACACCAAGGAAGAAUCAAUAAAGUAUUCAUGUUUGACAAAGGUUGCACAUUCCUGUGUGUUUUUGGCCUCCCUGGGGACAAGCGAGAGGACGAAUGUGCACAUGCCUUGCUGUGUGCAUAUACUAUCCAUGAAUAUUGCUCUAAGGAACUUAAAGUAAGUACCGCUUCUGUUGGUGUUACAAGUGGCCCGGUGUUCUGUGGAGUUGUUGGACAUCCUAUGCGUCAUGAGUAUACAGUUAUUGGCCGAAAGGUGAACAUGGCAGCCCGCUUAAUGAUGUACUAUCCUGGAGUGGUUUCUUGUGACAAAGAAACAUGUGUCCAUUCAAAGCUGCCGUCAUUCUACUUUAAUGAAUUACCAAAAAGACCAAUGAAAGGUGUGCAGAAUCCAGGAACAAUUUAUCAGUACCUAGCAAGGAAACAUCAAAAAACUGUUGGAAAAGCACAGAUGUCAAUGGAAAGAGUGGAAGGUUAUCACCUUUUAGGACGAGACAAAGAAAUUGAUGUUUUUAACACUGCAUUGAAGCAGUUUUUGGAAUGCAGAAGCUCAGGUUCAAGAAACUAUAAAAAUGUCAUUAUGUACGAGGGAGAUGUUGGUUUUGGGAAAAGCAGUGUGCUGGCUGAAAUUGUCUACCGAGCAGCAAAAGAAGGAGUGAGGGUCAUUGCAUUUGAGAUAGCAAAGUCAGACAUUAAGCAGCAAUUCUAUGCAGUACAAACCCUACUGGCAAUUGUACUGUCUGUGCAGAACUGCAAGAGUUAUGCUGAACGUGAGAGGUUAUUGCUUAGCAAGAUUACAGACCAAAAACAGCAAGAGAAGCUGUGCCUGUUAAAUGAUCUUCUUCUUGUUAAGUUUCCAGUUUCCAAAAAAGUGUCUCUUUUGGACAAUAAAACAAAAAUACAGGAAAUGAAGACUUUCUUUAUUGACAUAUGCAAGAAUGCACUUGAAGUUGAGGCAUGCUUAUUUGUUUUUGAUCAAGCACACUACAUUGACUUUUCGUCAUGGGAGCUUAUUGUAGAACUGUGUGAGAAAACAUCAGCUUUUAUGAUUAUGGCACUGCGCCCCUUUAACCUUCAGAAUCCACCCUUUCCAUCUGCUGCCAAAGUGAUGAGAAAUCCCAAUACAUUGUAUGUGAAGCUCUCAGUACUGGAGCCAUCUGUAAUAGCACAGUUAGCUUGCCAAAUAUUGGGAGUUAUUAGAAUUCCUAGGGAGAUGGAACUAUUGUUGGUGGAACGAAGUCAUGGUGUGCCCUAUUAUUGUGAAGAGUUAUUAAAGAGCCUUUAUUUAAGCAAGAUGAUUGUGUUGGAACAACUGGAUGAAGAAGAUGAAGAAGAUGUUGAUAUUUUGUUUUCUGAACCAAAAAUAGUCAUUGAAAACCCCAAAGCAAGUCAAAUCUGCAAACCAGAAGACGGGAAGCAAUGCAGUUCUAAAACAGAGCCACUAAGGACUCGUAUGAUCAAAUCACUGGAUAUGUCUUCAUUAGAGGAUCAAAAAUAUGUGUGCUUCAUUGGAGAAGCAGUGACGUUGCAUGAAAUCCAAAUUCCACUCACACUAAAAGGUAUGGCUUUGGCCCAGCUUGAUCAUUUGCAACCUGCAGAGCAAAUGAUAGUAAAGUUUGCUUCCAUAAUUGGGUACACUUUUACCACCCAGAUGCUGCAAUAUAUCCUAAUAGAGGGAGCAGACCAAAAGUUAAAUCAGUCACUGGAUUCACUCUUCGAAAGUCAUACUUUUGAAUGUGCCUCCAGGCGUAAAGAAACUUGGCAUCCCUUUAUAAUGGAGAAAAAACCUGAAAACACCCUGCAGUGCUUCUGUACAACAACUGAACAGGAGAGCAUAAAACUGGAUGAUACUGGUAAAAGUAAAAAUCAAACAGUCUGGAAGUGCAAGAUUAUGAGAUUCUGCUCAUCCCUUGUAAUGGAAACUGCCUAUGAGUUGUGGCUUAAGGAUCAAAAGAAGGCUAUUCAUUUGAAGUGUGCCACAUAUCUACUGAACCAGGCUCGUCGGUGCCGCACGUGUGGUGGGGAUGAAUUUAUUUUAGGACAUAGUGCUGCUAUUGGUAUGAAAGUCCUAGAGAAUAACCCUGAUAAUGUAAACAACCAACUGGAUAAUGUUGCAGAUAUAUUCGGAAGUUCAUCAAGUUCUUAUGGGAAAUUCAGAACUAGAAUCAACAAAGUUGCCCCUAUCGACAAUAGCCGUUUUGAAGGCAGCUUCCUGGUAAAGCUAGAUGACAUUUUGGCAGGGAGUGAACAAGUUGCUCAGACCUGUAGAAAGUGUAAAUGCGCAGAUAUCGUGGAAUGUGUUUUAUGUCCCAUGGUCCGACAUUGUAUGGGGGUGGGCGAUGUACCAAAGACUUUCUACUUCCUGCUUGAAACUGCUGCUGCUGCUACAAUUCUAUCCAAUAACUUAAAGGCCUUGUCAUAUCUAAAUGAAGCGACAAUCAUUCUGGAUUUGUUAAGAGCUGGGAAACCUCCAUUUGAAACAGCUGAGACAAAGGGCAAAGUAAAAAUCAGGAGUUUUGAGAAGGCAUGUGCAUUUCGCCUUAAAGGAGAGGUGCUGUUUAACACAGGUCAAAUAAAAGAAGCCCAAGAUAUGUUUAGAAUGGCUUUGAAGCUGCUGAAAAGAAGACUUCCAAUGAACGUAAUUGAAGUGUUGGUAAAAUACAUGGUUGAGAAAGCAAAAUACUCUUUGCAUGGAUCAAAGAAAACAGUUCUGAUGUAGGAAAAAAGGUUAGCCUUUUUGCAUCAACAGAUCUGUUGUCUAUCCUACAUGUGGCAAAUAUACUGCAUGAAUAGAUCACCGGGGUACAAAAUGACCUCCUCCCUUGUUAUUCUAAUGGAAGUGAAUACUGCAAAACUCUGUUUGGAUCAGAAUAAGAUUAUUUCUGCACACAUUGAUUCUUUCCAUUACUGUCAGAUCGUGGGGUUAGUAGAUGAAUGCAAACGAUAUGAAGAACUUCUAAUCAAAACAUGUGCUGAACUUCCAUAUACUGCAGAAAGACUAAUGAUGGUUGGUAACUUUGCACAUACACUAUCCACUGUCAGACUGUGCUCCGGAAAGCUAGACGAAUCCAUUCAAUAUGGUUACCGGGCUCAUAAGUUUGCAGAGUUGCUGAACAAGCCAAGUUUUGAUGUCAUUGCUAUUUCAUUGAUGCAUAUACCACUGUUGCUCACUCACAGGUAUGCCGAUUGUGUUGAACUGCUGUGUAUUCUAGAAUACCUUGUAAAUACCCUUCAGAAUAGCAUUGGAAAAGGCUGGUUCUAUGCAGCAUGCUUCGAUAUUCUGCUUCAAGGAGGGUUUGCUUUGAAACAGUUUGAUGAAUGUUUGAGUUUUGUUGAAGAGGCCCAAUCUGACCCAAUUAUCAUGGCAGAAAAGAGCUUAAUGCUUAACCUGUAUGCAUCGUUAGCACUUUGGUUUGCAAGACUUAAUGAAUGGGAUCAAUCACGUUACUUUUUUGUGAAAGCUCUGAGAAUCGUGGAUCAGGCUCCAUCAUCUGUUUACUCUAUUAAUGGACAUGUCAAGUUUUUAGAGUGUUAUGUUCUGGUGUUCAGGAAGGCUCUGGUUGACAAGAACAACCACACUGUGGAGAUUUACAAUAGGACACAAAAGCACUUUAGUGAUUUCAAGUCAAGAUAUGCAACCUUCGUUCAAUACGAUCCCAGGUUUCUUCAUCUUAAAGCGUAUAUGUACUUAAUAUCUGGGCAGCAAAAGUUAGUGAAAUCUUUUCUGCAAAAGGCUUUGAAAAUUAGCCAGAAUCACGGCAACAAGUUAGAGGAGUGUUGGAUUAGGUUAAGUGAGGAUUCAUGGUUUGGAACGACUGAACCGCCUGCAGACCAAUGGUUGGAAAUUAUUUUGAAUUUGCCCAGUUGGGAAACUGCAGCUCAGAUGGAUGUAAAUCUGCUGUCUAAAUCAAAAUACCUUCUGCCUGGCUUCAGAGAUUCUUACAAUGCAUGUUAAGGAUCAAGGCUGGCCUAUCCCCUUUCUAAGAACAAUGAGCUCUGAGACUGAGACAAAGUUUGGUCCUUUGUUACGAUCUAUAUAUUAAUUGCACUGGCUAUUAAGAUUUAUAAC